CUGACCCAACUCGCUAGUGGACAGGUGGCAUCUUCUGCGCUCGCAACACCUCGGCGCCCAAACGUAACCGUCCCAACAAACUCCUCUCCCUCCCCUUCCCAGCAGAAGUACCAGCGCCGGCCAUGGACAUGCAGUUCUUCCCCGACAGGGCGCACUUGCGCCUGCGGAGCCGCUGGCACGGCAUGUACCUUCACGCCGAGGAAGACGGGGUGAGGAUCACCCUGCGCCGGCGCCGUGGGACGCUGAACGAGGCGUGGGUGGUGCACCACCUCGAGCGCAACGGCGUCAACUACGUCCUCCUCCACAGCGCCGCCUACGGCCGUUACCUCGCCAUCGUAAGCAUGGAAGCGACUCCGGCGCCGUCUUCGGGCCAAGGUCAAGGCGCCCGCCGCACCUGCCUCGCCGUCCAGCGCCUUUACGACGCCCCAGGGCAGAACGACGUCCUGUGGCAGUUCCGCUUCGCGGACGACGGGUCCGACGAUGUCGUCAUGCGCAAUCGCGUGUACGGCACCUGGCACAACUACGGCGACGAGAGAAGGUUGAUGCAAUUCAUUGUCGAGGCCAUCCCCCCAAGAGCAGAGCCGCCUGAACUUCCGCCUGUAGUUUGGCCUCCAGCGGUGCCCAUCGGUGGCCCGAUCCGCCGCCAGCGCCGCCGGGUCGUCCAGGCGCAACCGGUGCUUCGGCGGAAGAUCCACUAUGUGCGGGCAGACGAUCAGGGGAACUUCAGCCCGCUUGUCUGGAGGAUGCUAUGGUUCGAUGGCCGGUCCGUGUUGCACCUGAGGAGAGAUCUAGCAGCCGAGCUGGGUGUAGGUGAAGCCAACGUCCUAGACAUCACGAUGUGCGUGCGGGCUGGCUCUAACGGCCGGCUGACUCCACUGGUCAUCGACCUGCCUUUCGAUGAGCAGGCCAUGGACAUCGUCGUCCUCGCCACUGAUUCACCAGCUGCUGAAGCUUUAGUGCACCCAGAUGUUGCUGCACCGUAGAGGAAUAUUAGACCAAGGCUUCUGACAAUCAAAAAAGAAAAAUCUCCUCAGAAAUGAGAAGUUCCCUGCUUCGGAUUCAGUGAGAUGGCAACUCAUAUUUUGUUCUGAUAGCUCCAGAAAACUCAGUCCAUCUGGGGUUGAUGUGUUCUGCUAACCGGAAGCGUUUUGAAUUGGCCUUCAAGUUUCAAAACUUCAAAAUUGCUGGAGGCAUUCUGUGGAAACACUGUUUGAGCGGCAAUUGUAGAUACCGUCUUCAGUCUUUCUUCACCAAACGUUUACAUCCAAAGUUUUCGUUUGUCAUGAUGAAGCUCUGCGCACUACUCGUUGAAAUUGAACUCACUUUUUCUUGAUAUACUAGAUGAACUCACCAAA
Messenger RNA from Zea mays, 1355 nucleotides. RefSeq lists its product as uncharacterized. The record is from RefSeq and is a predicted model, not a curated record. The transcript has 3 exons. Lineage: Eukaryota; Viridiplantae; Streptophyta; Magnoliopsida; Poales; Poaceae. The coding region runs from base 123 to 983 and encodes 286 amino acids.